UAAUCGCCGAGGAGCAUUCAGCGAUGUUCUUACCACCGUAAAGGCAGGCUUAGUCGCAUUUAAUCGUCGCUUGCAUGUGGGUCACAAGUUGCAUUCGCCAAAGCUAACGAGAUAGAGGGUUUACCGAGUAGAGAGGAAGAAAAUGUGGAGCUCGGUUACUGCGGCUGGCAGUGAAAAUGGGCCCGCACCACCUUCCAGAAGCAAGCACAGCGCUACUUUGCUCGCAGGGCACGUAUAUCUCCUUGGCGGACGAAACGGCAAUCUUCCUCUCAAAGACCUCUGGCGAUACAGCCUCGCCGACAGUAAAUGGGAGGAAUUGCAUCCUGGGGGAGAAAGACCGCCAGCACUUCAGGAACACAGCGCGGUAGCUUACAAGGAUUGCCUUUACAUUUUCGGGGGCGAGCUCGGCUUUUCCGCAGGCACGGAAACGCCACUUUGGGUUUACAAUGUCAAGACCAACAUGUGGAGGAAAGUAAGAGCGCAGAGAGGUUGUGCGGUUCCCAGAGGUCGAAGAGGCCAUACUGCUUUAGUUCAUCGUGGUCAGAUGCUCAUUUACGGUGGUUAUCAAGAUCUACGUGGCAGCUCUCCAGAAUUGUGGGCAUUCCAUUUCGAAACGGAAUCGUGGCAUCUUCUUUCCUCCAGCGAAAGCGGACCAGCAGCGAGGCACAAACACUCGGCAGUUUUACACGGUGACGCCAUGUACAUUUAUGGGGGUAUGACCGACCUACAAGAGAGAAGCGAUUGCUGGCGAUGGGACGUGAAGACCGCUUCCUGGUGCCUGUUGAAGAACAAACCAGGACCAGGACCUCUUCAUGGACACGCAGCCUGCAGGCUUCCCAGUUGUAUGCUAAUUUUCGGUGGAGAAAGCGGUGGUUUAGCUACGAACGAACUAUGGAGGUUUCAUUUCGGUACGGAAACGUGGGAGAAAUUAUCAGUGCCAGGUCCUAAACCCCAGCCAAGAGCGGAAAGCGUUGCAUUGGCAGUUUCCGAACUGAUAAUUCGAGGGACCAAUAUCGACAAUUCGAAACCAAAACCGAGAAAUCAAAGGACGAGACUUUGUAACAAUAGGAUAUCACCGAAUGAAGCACCGGCUAGACCGAGCUUUCUUAAAGAAAUUUCGAAAUUGUCGCAAAUUAAUCUAUCGCGGCUAAGUCAUCCGACAAAGUGCAGCUAUUCCGUUUUAAGUGGCCAAGAUGACAACGAGGAAAGUCCGCAAGAGGCGAAUACGUACUAUCCGUUUCAGCAAGUGGACUCCGAGGUUGUCGAGCCAUCUACGGGUAUGGUGAAAUCACGAAGCGCUAAUACGCUAGCUCGUAGAAGACAGAAACAGCCGGAAACAACAUAUAAAAACGUGGACACGAACAAUUGCAACUACGCAACCGGUGGUUCCGGCAUGACAAGAGAUCCUAUCUCGGUACCGAAUUUCCGUGCUCUGACCUUGCCCACUCCGGUCCUGACACCUGUAGAAGUAGCCAGGCUUGUUUUCGUCGACCCAGACGAAAAUAGCGACAACGAAGAACGAAAGGAACCUCCUACCUCUAGGCUGAUAGAAGUUCAAGAGGAAAGGCGAGACUUCGCGGCUGUGCACCAGGCCUGUCAGCCGACACGAGGCGAGAGUUACAGCUCGCACCUUUACGAAGCGGCGCUACAAACACCAAAAACACCGACCACGUCAAAAAUUCCUACGUCCGCGUCGGUUCGAUUCGCUGACUUGGAAGAAGGUGAAGAAUCGACGUCGGACUACGCGAGUAUAGAAGCCCGUAGUCCCGGUGAUCCACUCGCCGACGACGAUUGGCAAUCAGGACGAAAGAGCAAACAGUAUCGCCCCAUAGUUACCCCAUCGACGAUACGCGAAGGUCAAUUCGGCUUUUGUAAUCCAAAUUACCUCGGACUGGAUGAAACGAAGAGUCAUCAUCAGCAACAGCAACAGCAACAACCUCAGGAUGGCAAGUACGCGAGAUUAUUGAACAGUCCACCGGAUAGUGUCUUGGAGGACGAACCGGGCAGAUCGGCCUCGCAAACGUUUGCGGAAUUACUAGAACUUCAAGAAAUUAAAAGGGUACCAAGAGCGCCGCCUAAAAGUUUACCAUUAGGAUCUCCGUCGAGGAGAGCAGUCAGUGCGUCGAGAGCCGAGAGACAACGAGCUAAGGUUGCUGCGGCUGACAUCAAGGAAACCGAGACACCAUCGUAUGGACCAGCGCCACUUUAUGUUUUUUUAGUUGGCGGGAAAGAAAAGGGUCAGGUGACGGUGUUCGCGAGGCCCGUUUCUUUGUGGAAAUUGCAAUUAGCGCCACACAUUUUUUAAAAACGAUAAGUACGUUUAUUGGUUUUAUGCAUUUUUACACGAAUAGUUCCAUGAAAUCGAGCGAUCGAUUUUCUUCGAAAGACUUGCCUGUUGCUCUUGAGGAGCGAACAAUCGAUAAACGCAAUUUCCUAAUGCCAAAUGAAGACUGCAGGGGAAGAAUACGAUAAGUCAAAUUUCACACUUUUUAUAGAGAGUUUCGAGAUUCGGCGCGUUAACAGUUCGCCUCGUGUUAUCAAAAUUAGCUUUUUAUUUGGUUUUUAAAAUUUUAGAAUUAUUGUUCGUCGUAAUAUCAAAAUUAAUAAUUACACCUUUGAUUUACACAAAACAUCGUCAACUCAUCGUUAAUUUUAAAAGAUUUACAUGUUUGAAUCUAAUAAAUUAUAAUCAUGAGGCAACAUCAAAAUCAGAGAAUCAUUGGAAAUAUACUUAUUAUAUUCUUCACCUAUGAUCUCCAAAUGUUACGUCGUUGUAGUUAGAAGAAUUUCUUAAUCUUUUACCGCGUUUAUUAUCGAAGACAACGUAUCCAUUUCGUUGACGUGCAUUCACGUGCUUCUUAAUAAGUUUAAUUAUGAAAAGUCUUCAGCUCUUUGAAGUAUCGACAUCGUAAAUUAUGCAAUUAAUAUAAUUUAUCGUGCAAUAUCAAAUGUGAUUAGAACAGCGAAGUACUCGAGUUUACAGCGACAGAUUUUAAAUUGAACAUAGUUAUCGUUAUUUCAGUAUCUUGUUUAAAAUAUUUCUCUUUAACUAUAUUAAACUAUAUUGUUUGCAUUAAACUAUAAUAAUUUAAUUAUUUCCGUUUUAUUACUCGUUUACUUUGCUACUUACAUUUAAUGAUAAAUGUAGUAGUACAAGAAACGUUUUACGGUAGAUCAGUGAAUGGAAACGCGUAGAUACAUGGAAAGUUCAUAUUGAACCGGUUCGUUUAAGAAGAUUGUUCUACGGUUUUAUUUAUUCAUAACGAAAUAAGCAGUCAUAUGGAACAGAUGUUCAUACCAAAGCGCAAGUCAAACACGAGUGAAAUGAAUAACCAACCCUUUAUCUACGAAUGCGUCCUGUCAGUCUUAAGUGGUAUACAAUAAGUCUCAUAGAAUGUUAUAAAAAUUUACGAUUAAGAUCGAUACGUUAGAUCCUAGGUUUAUCAUAAAUGAUAUAAUUUUUCAUACUAUGGUAGAUAGACGUGUAAUACGGAGUGCUAGAUUAUUCAAAUUUUUUGACGCGAUAUUUAAAGAUACAAAAUAAUAACAUCAGAAAAUUCGCCCGAUCUGCGCUUAACUGCCAUCGACUGUGAACACGGAUAUGCAUAGAAAAUAAAAUAGAAUAUCCAUAAGUUCGAAGUGUAACGAUCGACGUUAAAAGCAUUCUGAAUAUUAAUGGAAAUCGGUGUGUGAUUGUGCCCAAUGUGAAUAAUUAAAGUACGUUUCAAUUAUUCUGUGAAGAUUAGAUUUUUAUAAAAAAAAAAAAAAAAAAAGAUGACUCUAAGUGAAAUUUCGUCGGUAAACGUGAACUAGAGUAGAAUCUAAGAAAGCUACCAAUGAAGAUAACUGUGUCGAGUUUUCUUUUAAUUUCAUCACGAAAGGAGACACUUGUAACGCGCGAAACGUACAAUCGUGUAUAAAAGAAAAACUAUUGUGUUCCAAGACGUUUUAGCGAGUAUAAAACAAAGGUACGAAUCAUUGAAGUCAAAAAGUCUCCACUAUGAUUAUAUUUAUGGCGGUAGCGUAUCAUAGAUCCAGUAUAUAUAUCAUAAGUGAAAGAAACGAUAAAACAUGGGAGGUCUCUUGUUCAUGUAGAGUUUUUAUGCCCGCAAAGGCCCAAUACAUGUAAUCCAUCCAUAUAGUAGCAAAGGUCAACGUGGCACCUCAUAGGCUGAAUAUUAAAAAUCAUAAUUUUUAAUCAUUUUUAGAGCUACAAUAGUAAUAAUUUUAAUUUUAGAUAUACUUACAAAUAAGAAAGGUUAUUUGGCUAACAGUUAAUUUUACGCGUAAAAUGUUUUAAGAUAACAAAGCUAUGUUUGGUUAAAGGGCAUGUGCAAUAUAUAUAGGUGCGUAUUAAGUAUCCUUUGUUGAAUUAAACGCUCUGUUUAGUAAGAAUAUUUGAUAAUAUUCAGCUAGAGGCCGCAGGCACCCGAAAAAUUAAAGUUUUCCAUUCGUAGCACUAGUCAAUUUUACAUUUUACAAAUCAGUGUACAAACGUUAAGAUAAAUGUUUUUUCGUGAUGUCAUUUUUCUCCUAGAAUCUCCUAACCUAGAAUUUGUUAAUUUUCAGAUAUACAUAUUAGUAUGUACAGUAUUAAUCCGUGAUCCAUUUUUGCAUUGUAUGCAUGAUCGUUGCCCAUAAUCUUGACCAUUUUGCCAAGCAGCUAGUAACCAUAGUUAAUUAAUUAGUCGUACGAAGUAUACAUACUAGUAUACCGCCGUCGAACUUUCGAUUGUCCUACGUACAUGUUCCAUAUUUAAGACGAGUUCAAACGAUUCCGUAUGACGUGCAGUUUAAUUUAACGAGUUGGAAAUUUUGCGAUUUAAAAUGAAAAUGAAAGCGAACCAGUGCAUAUUUUAAAUAAUUAACAUUCCCUCAUUAUUAUUUUAAGUUGUACGUAUGCGUAACGCAGUCUGAUAGUCAAUUAUAAUCGUGUCAUUAAAUAUGUCCGUUGCCAAAUAAUACUUCUCUUUAGAACGUCAUGCCUCGUUAAAACGAGAUUCAGAGUAUAAGCUCGAAGACGUGGGUUAAACCCGAAAAAAAAGAAAUUGAGAAAAAAAAAAGAAUAACAGCGUAGCUGAUUUGAGUGCCUGUAACUUCAUGCAAAUAUAUGCAUCUCAUAUUUUUCUGCACACGAACGAUUUUUCGGAAAAAAACAAUUCACUGUGUUGUCUUCUGGCUUAUGCUUCUCUUUAAAGUUACCAGAGACUACAUGUCGUACAAACGAGGCGCAUGGAAAUAAAAUAACAGUAAAAGGCGGUAUUAUGAUAUAACAUGCCGAUGGAAGGAAAAUAAAUCGCGUGUUGUUCCAGUCGAAUUUCAUAUCACAGAACGCAGUAUUUUUUCAACGAGUAAGCCUUGAAGCAGAUAACCCGCACUCUGAUUUUUUCUAUGUUAAAUGUCAGACAAUAUAUGUAUGUAUAUUAUAUGUACAUCUAUUUAUAUGUCUCCAUUUAAAUGAAUAGUUACGAGGAUUAACACCAUUUUGUAAAUAUGGUGAUGACAAAAGUAUCGUGUAAGUUAUCAACAUCUGUCCAACAUAUAAAGAUUUUAUUAAUUAUUAUCUUUGAACUAUAAGUUAACAAAUAAUAAUAAAACAAAUAACUAGAUUUGUAUGAAUCGUUAAGUUACAUACAGUACUUUGUUUUAACGCGACAAAUGUAUUAUUUAUUAUUUUCAUUCGAGUUUAUGUAUGUAACUAUUAAUCAUAAAUACCAUAAUCAAAUUGUGGUAUUGAUAUAGUUUGAUAAAGUGAAAUACAAUAAUUUAGUAUCAGCCA
Molecule: messenger RNA, 5779 nt
Organism: Bombus terrestris (buff-tailed bumblebee)
Lineage: Eukaryota; Metazoa; Arthropoda; Insecta; Hymenoptera; Apidae
Product: host cell factor 2
Exons: 8
Coding region: 143-2305 (720 amino acids)
Cellular component (GO): Golgi apparatus
Molecular function (GO): protein binding
Source: RefSeq, a predicted model, not a curated record